AUGCAGAAACUUAAAGGGUGUAAUCAGCAGAAAUGCAGAUCGUGCCCUGCAGUGGAGAGCAUAGUGGAUGCUUUACAGCACUUAAAGCCAGAUCUACCCUGCAGUGGAAUUUUCCACCAGCGGCCCCCCUCCCCUCUCACUCAGAGACACUCAGUCUAUACACAUCCCUCCCUCCCUCCCUCCCACUUUCUCACUCAGUAUGUGCCUGACGAGCAGCCAGGCACAUCGUAUGUGCCUGACGAGCAGCCAGGCACAUCGUAUGUGCCUGACGAGCAGCCAGGCACAUCGUAUGUGCCUGACGAGCAGCCAGGCACAUCGUAUGUGCCUGACGAGCAGCCAGGCACAUCGUAUGUGCCUGACGAGCAGCCAGGCACAUCGUAUGUGCCUGACGAGCAGCCAGGCACAUCGUAUGUGCCUGACGAGCAGCCAGGCACAUCGUAUGUGCCUGACGAGCAGCCAGGCACAUCGUAUGUGCCUGACGAGCAGCCAGGCACAUCGUAUGUGCCUGACGAGCAGCCAGGCACAUCGUAUGUGCCUGACGAGCAGCCAGGCACAUCGUAUGUGCCUGACGAGCAGCCAGGCACAUCGUAUGUGCCUGACGAGCAGCCAGGCACAUCGUAUGUGCCUGACGAGCAGCCAGGCACAUCGUAUGUGCCUGACGAGCAGCCAGGCACAUCGUAUGUGCCUGACGAGCAGCCAGGCACAUCGUAUGUGCCUGACGAGCAGCCAGGCACAUCGUAUGUGCCUGACGAGCAGCCAGGCACAUCGUAUGUGCCUGACGAGCAGCCAGGCACAUCGUAUGUGCCUGACGAGCAGCCAGGCACAUCGUAUGUGCCUGACGAGCAGCCAGGCACAUCGUAUGUGCCUGACGAGCAGCCAGGCACAUCGUAUGUGCCUGACGAGCAGCCAGGCACAUCGUAUGUGCCUGACGAGCAGCCAGGCACAUCGUAUGUGCCUGACGAGCAGCCAGGCACAUCGUAUGUGCCUGACGAGCAGCCAGGCACAUCGUAUGUGCCUGACGAGCAGCCAGGCACAUCGUAUGUGCCUGACGAGCAGCCAGGCACAUCGUAUGUGCCUGACGAGCAGCCAGGCACAUCGUAUGUGCCUGACGAGCAGCCAGGCACAUCGUAUGUGCCUGACGAGCAGCCAGGCACAUCGUAUGUGCCUGACGAGCAGCCAGGCACAUCGUAUGUGCCUGACGAGCAGCCAGGCACAUCGUAUGUGCCUGACGAGCAGCCAGGCACAUCGUAUGUGCCUGACGAGCAGCCAGGCACAUCGUAUGCCCCUCUGCCUGCACCAGUGCCAGAGCCAGCGCCAAAAGUACCUGGCAGUGCGGAAGGCGUGGAGGAGGAAGGCCUGAGGAAAGUGGCAAAAAGGCUCUUUGCGGGGACGGGCAAAGGGACCUUCACUCGCCAUAUAAAGUUCCCAGAGUCGAUGGGUGGGUAUUACUACAUUUUGGCAGUUGGUAUUAAGUAAAUGUGUUUUUGAUCCAUGUCAUUUUCAUCUCUGCACGUUUGUUUUAUUGAAUGAAAUGUUUAUUGUGAUUUUUUU
Molecule: messenger RNA, 1551 nt
Organism: Monopterus albus (swamp eel)
Lineage: Eukaryota; Metazoa; Chordata; Actinopteri; Synbranchiformes; Synbranchidae
Product: adhesive plaque matrix protein-like
Exons: 2
Coding region: 1-1476 (491 amino acids)
Source: RefSeq, a predicted model, not a curated record